UAUAUACGCUAUGUAACAAAUAUAUUGCACGUCAGCCAUAACCUAUCCAAAAUAUUCUUUAUUAAAAACCUACCAAUUAACAUUUUGCUUGCCCUGCUCUGCCGAAUGGAUAUAUUGGAGAUAAUGUAAUUAUACAUAUGUAAUGCCAUGCCAUGCCUCGCAAAAACUUAUGGUUAUCGAUGUUUCAAACAAAAUGACAUAAAAGGACGAGAGCUAGCCGCUGUCACUGCCCGGUUAAAUUUUUUAAAUUUGUAUGUAAUUGUCAUACGGAUGAUUUGAAUUAUUCUGACCUAGUCAUAGUUGGAAGUAGUGUUAGUUGGAUAUCAUAUUUAUUUAAAUUUUAACAAAAAGAAGAGAAAUGAAAACCUUCCUAAUACAGUUUGCCGCCAAAGCGGUGCCAUGUUUGAUGCUCAUUUUGGUUGUAAUUCAGCUGUGCUACAAGCUUUAUAGCGUACGCUCACGUUUUAACACAACUGUAAACUGCUGGUUCUGUAACAAUAAUACGCGCGUGCCCUACGGCGAGCGCAACAGCUGGACGUGUCCCAGUUGCGAGCAGUACAAUGGCUUCAAUAGAGAUGGCGAUUACAAUCGAGAUAUUUUGUCGCAGCGCGUCAAUAGCUCGCGCUCCGAUACCAACUCGUCGGUGGACAAUAGCAGCGGCGCGAAGAGCGUCCACUGUGCCAAUGCCUACUAUGGCAACAGCGGACAGCCGCCGCCGCAGGACAAUGGUUUGUGCGCCCAGUGCAAUGAAGCGCAGCGCCUAAAGAUCGAGAAACUGGCACAGUUCGAGCCACGCUUUGAGUCGCGCUUCGACCAAGAACUCAAGCUCUAUCAAGAUAAGCUGGAGCAAAAGUAUCGACUGUGUAGCACCUGUGAGCGUCAUGUGAACAAGGUGCUGCACGAGAAGAAGAAAAUGGUGUUGGGCUCGAAGUUUUUGUACUUCAUAAUGAAAGGCGCCGCCUUGCUCAAGCAACCGCAUUAUGAGAGUCUCGCUCGCGCCCAACAAAUGCGCCGCCUAAAACGCUAUAAACUGUGGAUGAAGCUGCUGACGCUGGUCAACAUCGUCUGCCUGCUGUGCACUCUGCCAACAGCAUCACUUGAACAGUUCACCCUCAUGCUGGGCAGCACACUGGGCAGACCCGUUUACCUUGCCUACACUCACGCCUUGACCAUGCUGCACGUCGUCCUCGGCUAUAUCGGCGAAUUGCUCCUUGGCCAGCCUUUUACGUCGAAACUCUGGAUGUUUGCCAGUAUCAUGGGCAAAAUGCUAAUAUAUACUGUGGGCAUGGAUCAGACCCAGGCUGCCCAGGCGACCUUCGGCAGCUGCUAUACCACCGUCUAUCCUUACGCCAUGCUCAUCAUCAGUUUGAUAAGCAACAUCAUUAGUGGAUUCAAGCUGACACGCUACACCGCCCUGCUGGUCGUGUGGAGCGUCUAUGCCAAGGGCUCUUUUCUGUUCCUCGAGGCCAUUGACGGGGUCACUUUUGUCCUGCUGGGCAGUCUGAUGACCCUUAUUUUGUUGAACUUGCGUCAAGGCAGUUGCGUGGAACAGCUGUCAGCGGGCGAAAGCUUUCAUCGGCUGUGCGCGGAUGAGUGCAUCAAUGACGACGAGACAAUCAGCUUGCUGAGCCAGCAGUUGAGCAAUGCCAGCAAUGUCAGCAAUAGCAAUAUGUCGAUGAAUGGCUCCAACUGCGCAAGCCCGCAGCUUGGUAACAACAGCCAUGUUCAUGGCCAUGGCCGCGGCAACGGCAACGUCAACGUCAAUGACAAUGGCAACAUUCUCAACAAGCCGCUGGUGGCGCCUUCAGUGUUGUCCUUGGACUCGCUGCGUCUGUCGUCGCAGCGCACGACCAUUAAUCCGAUGAUGGCAUCUCCGGUGCCGGCGCCGGCCGCCAGCUAUCGUAGCCAGACGCCCAUGUACUCGGCCAACAGCUUGGACCAGCAGGCCUGGCGCAACAACUAUGCCAUGAACAUGAAUAUGGAUGCCAUUUGGCAACGCGCCGGCUCCAACUAUCCGGCGGCUGGCUUGGAGCCGCGUCAGCCCACCUAUGGCUUUGGAAUGGAUCAACGCCCAUUAACACGUUCCACCAAUAACUUGCUAUAUCCUUCACGUCUCCAGAUGCAGCAGCGCCACGGCGAUAUCUCCGCCUGGGUGAACGCUGCCAGCGUACAUCCACAACCGGAUCUGUUUCAGGAGCCAAACACAGCUAAUCUGAUGCCUUGCGGCUACAAUCGUGAGUUCUCGCGCACUUCAUCCCAGUCAUCGGGCUUCGAGUCACAGAUGGGCAACAACAAUCCAAAUGCCCAGCGCCAGGAGCAGCCAGUGCAGCAGCAGCCACUGUGGGGUCAGUCGGACCAAACUUCAUUGCGCGACUACGGACCUCCGUUGCGCGUGAUGCCGGCUCCGGCCUCGCCCUAUGUCGGACAUUUCACCCAGGAAUAUCGUCCCGGCGAUUUGUUGCGCAAAUGGAUGGAUCGCGACGGAGUCGCCAAGCCCAAUUAAUUUUCAAUCUAGUUUUCGUUUUAUUCAGUUUGGUUGGGUUCGUUAAUUAAUCAAAUUUUUCAGGUUAUUUCUUUGGUUUCAACAAUUUAAAAAAAAAAACUAAACAUAACGAGCUAAUCGCUUAAGCUAUAGUCCCAUAUCGACUCAGGAAUCAAUGACGCUAUAUUUCACAUAUAUUUACUAAAUAGUCUAAGAUCUUGCUUAAAUAUUGUCUUUUAAACAACAAAUUUAUUAUAUAUAGCUGACAGAACUAGAUCGCGCUUAACUCUUAAGAAGUUCUACAAAAUUCUGGAAUUUUUUUUUUAUCUAUAUACAUACAAAU
Molecule: messenger RNA, 2825 nt
Organism: Drosophila hydei
Lineage: Eukaryota; Metazoa; Arthropoda; Insecta; Diptera; Drosophilidae
Exons: 5
Coding region: 359-2503 (714 amino acids)
Biological process (GO): nuclear migration along microtubule
Cellular component (GO): nuclear membrane
Molecular function (GO): lamin binding; actin filament binding
Source: RefSeq, a predicted model, not a curated record